Messenger RNA from Ruditapes philippinarum (Manila clam), 3095 nucleotides. Its product is annotated as zinc finger protein 862-like. The transcript has a single exon. The record is from RefSeq and is a predicted model, not a curated record. Gene Ontology annotation, molecular function: protein dimerization activity. Bases 387 to 2687 code for a protein of 766 amino acids. NCBI's taxonomy places the organism in Eukaryota, Metazoa, Mollusca, Bivalvia, Venerida, Veneridae.
AGAGCAACAGAUAAGGUGCGUAUUUGCGUAUUUACGCAAUUAAUUUUACAAAAUACGCAAUUGGUCAUUUUAAGAUGCGUAUCAAAACUCAUUAAAAAAAAUAAGAUACGCAAUUGUCUUUAAGAUUAACGCGUAUUGACAUUUUUGUCCCUGCUGCCGACUAAAGUUAACUAUAGGGAUGUUAUCCGAGAAUUCCCAAAUAUAAAUAAAGGCUUACUCAAUGACUAUUCCGGUCUUCGACGGACCCCGGUCUCCAAAGACCACCGAAUACUUAUAAUACUACGGCGCCUAAGAUCAGCGGUUUUUGUAUACCGGCAGAGACCGUUUAUUUUGAGACCGUUGAUAAGUAGAUAUUCAUCUGUAUCAAUAGAAGCAUACAAAGCAAUAUGGCGGCGUAUUUACGAGGACGAAAAAGAAAACAACAAGAUUUGAAGCAGAACAGUUUAAUUACUAAAUUCUACCAAAGUAGCAAUUUCAUUUCGCAGCGGGAACAAGAUGUAAAAAUUAUUUUGAACGAUCUAGUAUCAAAUUGUGUCAAAAUUCCGCCAGAACAGGACAUUGUUGGAAAUAUUUUAGACGAUGUAUUGAGUGCAAUAUUUCAGAACGUUAACAAAAAACUGACACAUUCGGGCGAACGCGUGAAUAAAAAAACACAAAUGGAAUGGACAACUAAGUUUCCAUGGCUACUUAUUGAAGGCGAGUCAAGUGAAAUGAAACUAUUUUGCAGCAUAUGUAAAGCAAAGAAAGACAUAUUAAAACUAGCUAGUGUAUGGGCGAACGAUGGCUGUCCUAACAUACAAAUUUCAAGUAUUGGAAGACACAAUCUAAGCACUGAACAUAAAAAUGCAUGUAGUUUCACUGAAAAGGAAACGAAAGUGAAUGAAAUUAUAGAAGCUGAAAAAUUGGAUCAUAGUAACAGUAAUGUCAUUAUUUCACCUGAAGAUAAAAAACUUUUCAAUACAAUUUAUUUUGCUGCAAAAUCAGAGUUACCAUCAGCAUGUAUUAAUGGAUUACUUUCCUUACAGUUACUUAAUGGUGUGGACAUGAAGUACAGAGAUCUGAGUUGGGACACGAUAACUGAAAUUCAGAGUUCUAUAUGUCAGGUUUUAAAAGAUAAUGUUGUUACUGAAAUUAAACAUUCAAAAUAUUUUGGAUUGAUGUUAGAUGAAAGCACUGAUGUAACAGUGGAUAAAAGGCUUUCCAUAUGUAUUCGCUAUGUUAAAGGAGGGGAAGCAGUGACAAAAUUUCUUUGUAAUGUUCCUGUUGAUGACGGCUGUGCACAUACCAUAAUGAACUGUGUAGCAGACACAAUGGAUCAACUAGGUAUACCUCUUCACCUUUGCACAUCACUUUCAACUGAUGGUGCUGCAACCAUGAUAGGAAAACGUACCGGUGUUGGUGUUCAACUCCAGGCCAAGUUCUCCCCAUUCUGUGUCCAAACUCAUUGCGUGGCACACAGACUUAACCUUGCCUGCACUGAUACAAUCAAGAAAAGUGAGUAUAUGGUUAAGUUCAGAGAUAAGUUUAAUUCCCUCUACUUUUUUGUGAGUGCAUCUAGUUUGCGGACAUUGGCUCUGAAAAGAAUUCAAGAAGUCCUACAAGAGCCAGAAUUGACAGUAAAACAACCACAUUCUAUAAGGUGGUUAGGACUGAAAAAUGCAGUUGAGGCAGUUUUCCAUUCCUACUCGGCAGUGAUUGCAACUCUAUCUAAGUUUGCUGCUGAAAAGAAUCCAGUGGCAAAAGGUUUACACAAAUACUUUAACUCUUAUAAAGUUGCACUGGUAACUGCAUUCAUGCUAGAUGUCCACAGUGAAUUAGCUGUACUGAGCUGUCAGCUGCAGAAACAGAACCUAUUGUUCAGUGAAAUAAAUCCAUUGGUAGAUGGUACUCUGGCAAAACUUAAUAGCUUGGUUUCUUCUGAUGGAGAAGCACUUCAUGAAAUUAAACAAAAAAUCUUAAUUGAAAAUGAUGAGGCUAGUUAUAAUGGAGAGAAAUUGUUUUACAAUAAGAAUAUGGAAAAAGAGUUUGAAUCAUUAAAGUCAGAAUAUCUAAAGAAAAUGAAAAAGAAUAUUAAAGAAAGAUUUAAGAAGAAAGAUAUGGAUAUAUUUGAUGACUUAAGUAAAGUGCUAGAGCCAGAAUUUGUGGUUAGUGUAGACAAAAGUGAUACAGAGGGAGCAGUACAGCACCUGGCUACAUUCUAUGGCUAUGAGAAAACAGUGAAAGUUGUAGAAGGUAACUUGAUAGAGGGUACAGUUGAGCAUGAAACUAUUAUUGAGCCCCUUCUAGAUCCUAUCAAGUUAGAACAAGAAUGGCAAAGGCUGUAUGGAAUGAUUAAUGGGGCAUAUGCAUCUCUGACACCACAUAAAUUGUGUAAAAGAAUAAUUCUUCUCCAUUCAGAUUUAUUACCAAAUUUUGCAGCUCUUGCAUCUAUUGCAUUAUGCAUGCAACUGACAAGUGUGGAAUGUGAGCGCAGUUUCAGCGCUCAAAAUCGUUUAAAGAAUAAGUACCGGUCAUCUCUUGGAUCAGAAGCAUUAGACACUCUUUUGACAAUCAGUAUGUUAGGACCAUCUGUGAAUGAUUUUGAUACCAAACCAGCCAUCACCCUUUGGCUUAAAAUGAAGAAAAGGAGGAAGGGAAGAUUGUUCUCUGAAUAUAAGCCAAGAGCUAAAAAGCAGAAACUUUGUUAAAUUAGUAUUAGUGUUUCCUUGAUCACUCCAGGCUUUAUAGGAAAUAAAAACAUUGAGAUGAUUGCACUUUCAAUAAUUUGAUUUGAAAUGGACAAUUGUACUUAAUUGAACUCUAAAUAUCAUUUGUAUGCUAUAUGUUAAAACAGGUAGUUUUUACAAAGUUACUUUUAGUCUGGCAUAGAUCUGAUUUAUGCAUAGUUAAUAAAAAAUAAAACAGUUGUGAAAAGUUUUAGUAAACAAACGUUUUAGCUUCAUUAGUAUUGAAACCAUGAAAUUCAUAUCUUCAUAAUUAAAUACCCAAUUGAUCUUAAAAUCAUAGGAUAACUGGUUUUAGAAUACCCAAUUAAAUAGAGCCAAUACCCAAUUCCAAAUGAAAUGAUGGAGUAAUACCCAAUUCACUUCUAAAGC